AUGAGCGAUCUCCUGAACUACAUCCUCAAAAAUGAGGAUGCAUUCCGAAGAAAUCGCCUUCCAUCUCUCUAUUCCGACUUCACAACCCAAAAGAAGACAAAUCCAGACGGCUACGCCGUGAACAUCGCCGCAUGGGAAGCAGCACUGAACCGUGCCGCGAAGCGCGGAUAUACCUCAUCGCGCGGUGUGCGUGUACGCUCUGGAUCAGUGACAUCGGAUAAGAAUGUCUCAAUGCAGCGGAAGAAGACGGAUCACCUUCUUCUACGUACGGACGAGUCAUUGGCGAGAGAUCUGGAGCUUCCAGAGUGGGGGAGGCCUGUCGCACUUGGCGCUGUAUUUGACGAAGCAAUGCGCAAACGCACCAUGAUUCCCUUGUCGGUGUACAAAACUACUCCGGGUUGCUUGCGCAAGAACCAGUGGCGGUUAAUAGAUCCCGCAGCCUUGAGUCCGUGGAAUGUUAUGAGCUGGGGCGUUCGUCAGUUGAAGGGGUUUGUGAUUGGAGAGGGAGAAUCGGCGCCCAAGAUACAGGUGCAAGAGUUGGUGUUGGUGGAGAACAUGGAGGAAGCGGGUGAUUUGGUGAUCAAGAAAGCCACUGGCGGCAGGCCGUCCAAAUUAGAUCUAAUCUGGUCCAAAGAAAGCUUUAUUGAAGAAUACUCGACGAUACUGCAUGAUGCUACAGAACUCUCGGACUCGGACUUUGAUGUUCUUUUGCUCUAUCUUUCCCGCGACUGCGGGGCCAUUGCAUAUGAUGGCAGGACUAUCAAGUUCAAGUCAACAGACGAACCAGCUGAGAUCACACAGCAGGACACGACUAUUGCCUCAAUCAAGACGCUUAUAUCGACGAUAUCGAAGCAAGUUACCGAUAUGGAGUCGAAAAUUGCGGAGCUAACCCAGUCUGCGAAGACGGCAUUGACCAACAAGAAUAGGAUUUCUGCUCUUUCGGCAGUCCGGUCAAAGAAGCUAGUGGAGCAUAAUCUUUCUCAGCGGCUCGGUACCCUCGCACAAUUGGAAGAGGUAUAUUUCAAGAUCGAGGGCGCUGCGGGUCAGGUUGAGAUUGUCCAGGUCAUGGAGGCCAGCACUGGUGUUCUCCGUGGGCUAAACGCUCAAAUUGGUGGUGCCGAACGGGUCGAGGAUGUGGUUGAGUCACUGCGUGAGGAGAUGGCCAAGGUGGAUGAGGUUGGCAGUAUUAUUAAUGAAGCCGGCCCGGUUAUCGAUGAAGGCGAGAUCGACGAUGAACUGGAAGCCAUGGAGAAGAGCGACCAGGAGGCAAAGGAAGAACGAGAAGCAGAGGAAACUCGGCAAAGGCUCGCAGAGCUGGACAGCAUCAAGCAAGCUUCGGACGAAGCAGCCCGCCGCGCACAAAAGACGAAAAAUGUGGACUCUGAGCUGGCAGAGAGCAUUGAUAGGCUCUCUAACAUGUCAGUUGAAGAUUCCCCGUUGCCAGCUAAAUAA
Penicillium pulvis is the source of this 1452-nucleotide messenger RNA. Its product is annotated as putative vacuolar sorting protein SNF7 family protein. Gene Ontology annotation, biological process: vesicle budding from membrane; late endosome to vacuole transport via multivesicular body sorting pathway. Bases 1 to 1452 code for a protein of 483 amino acids. NCBI's taxonomy places the organism in Eukaryota, Fungi, Ascomycota, Eurotiomycetes, Eurotiales, Aspergillaceae. The transcript is spliced from 5 exons. The record is from RefSeq and is a predicted model, not a curated record. Gene Ontology annotation, cellular component: cytoplasmic side of plasma membrane; multivesicular body; ESCRT III complex.